AUGGGUCAGAGUCAAACGAUCCCGCUGCAGCCGCCGGACGAGAAGCUGGACGUGGUGUUUGAGGUUUUCGCUCAAGCUGUGCUCCACGCUUCGCAGAAACUGAAGCAAUACCUUGGCUUCGUGGACCCCCAGCAGACUUUACGCGUGAGCACCUGCACGCUGAACGCUGUUUUCCUGAUUCACUUCAUCAGUUUCUGCAAGGAGAAGGGCGUGGACGGCUGCAUAUCCACCUGUGCCAUGACCAGACAGCAGGAGAUGCUGAUGGGGGUCAGCUGGAUCUGGACGCUCACCUGCUCAAGCAGGAUCUCGGAGUUCCAGAUCGCGGUGCGGUCGGUCCAGACCAGCGGGACGUACAGAGUGACCGAAAUGGACGAGGAUCCCUACCAGAAGAGGCUGGAACAGUCCAUAUCGGACCUGGACCGGAACAAGAGCUGUUUCGACAAGCUGUUUGAUUUCUCCUCCUCCAUUGGCGUGAACUGCAUGAGCCUGUGCAUUGUGUACGGCUUCCCGGGAAAGCCGAGAGAAAUCCGGGGGGUGCUGAGCAAGGACCUCCUGCGCUUUAAAGCAGGGGAGAGCGGCAGCUUCACGGAAGAGAUGCUGCUUCGUUACCUCCGGAGCGCGGACACUUUCAUCACGACCACGGAGAUGAUACAGAACCACCUGUGGAAGCAGAGCCGCGCCAGCGACAGCGAACACGUGUACGUGUACAUCAACUUCCUGUGA
Acipenser ruthenus (sterlet) is the source of this 723-nucleotide messenger RNA. RefSeq names its product rab15 effector protein-like. Gene Ontology annotation, biological process: receptor recycling. The transcript has a single exon. Lineage: Eukaryota; Metazoa; Chordata; Actinopteri; Acipenseriformes; Acipenseridae. The record is from RefSeq and is a predicted model, not a curated record. Bases 1 to 723 code for a protein of 240 amino acids.